This is a messenger RNA of Ceratosolen solmsi marchali, 2031 nucleotides long. It is a transcript of the gene dgt1, whose product is annotated as KAT8 regulatory NSL complex subunit dim gamma-tubulin 1. Bases 594 to 2012 code for a protein of 472 amino acids. The record is from RefSeq and is a predicted model, not a curated record. The transcript has 8 exons. Lineage: Eukaryota; Metazoa; Arthropoda; Insecta; Hymenoptera; Agaonidae. Gene Ontology annotation, cellular component: NSL complex.
UAAUUUUGCUCUCACCGAUCCUCCCGACUACUCCUUUCACCGUUAAAACAAACAGGCCCUCGACAACUGCCAAGAUACUAAGCGGUGACGUAAACAUUCAUUCGACAGCUCUACUUUCAAGCGAAAAGUUAAAAUAAAAAAUUAUUCGUCCGCCUGACUGUUCAAGGAUGGAGGAGCGGCUGUCAAUGGAACGUCACCACAUGUUAUCGACGACGUUAUUAUUGUUGUUAAAAGAGCCGAGCGGUUGUCAAAAUGGAAUAAUUAAUAUAAUUCAAGUAACAAAAGAAUGUCGACAAUGUACUUCGCUAAUGGGACACAGGCAUCCGUGAGUGCGCUGCAGUCAACAGCCCACGAUAUUAUAACACAGCACUUCGAUGUGUACCACGUAGAGGAACUGAUCUUGGCGCUUCUUGGCCGUGAGCGCGCGUUUCUGUCCGACGGCCAGAUAAGUCGGGACCUUGGACCUUGUUCUCCCUUAUCGGCGCACUAGGGUGCGGAGGGCGAUUGGCCUUCGCACUGGCAGCAAGGACGAUAAGGAGGGAGCCAGCGAUACGAAACAAAGCAAUAAUAUUACACGCCAGACGAGGUAGGUCAUGUUUCGAGUUCCUAAAACCACAAUGCCCAUUCUCACUUUACCUGUCAAUAAUUUUGGAAAGCAAUCGAAAGAAAAUCGUUACUGUGCUUACUCAUCGUACGAGUGCAACCAACCAUGUUUAGAUACGUAUUCAUAUUGUUCAAGACACAUAUUAGAAGAUCCGAGCGCUCCUUUUCAACAAUGUUGUUUUAUUUACAAUGUUAAUGGACGCAAAUGUCAAAAUGCAGCUCCUAAAUUAGACCGAAGAGAAGUUUCCUAUUGUGCAGAACAUACAAGAAAAGCUCAAAUAGCACGGUCAAAGUCUAUGUCAAAACAUUCUCUAGCGGAGAGUCCAGAAACCCUUUUAUUGAGUCUUGGACAUUAUGUGAAAUCGACAAAUCAAAAUUUAAAAACAGACAACUUGGAAGAUGGAAAAGUGAAAAUUUUAAAUCCAUUUACCGAAAUUGAUGUAUAUAGAGUAAAUGCAAAAGGACCAGAUAUUUUAGAUUAUGCCAGCUCUUCCAAUAGUGAUGUCGAACCAACAUUGAUUAGUGAUACUGUGAAAGGAGUUUAUCUCGAUGAUAGUGAAAACGAAAGCUUGCAUAGUUCAGAAGAGGAUCCGUUAAGGCACGCUGGGGUAUAUACAGCUGAAGAAGUUGUCUAUAUAACUAGAGAAAAGUUGAUGAGGUUACAAUCGCUGUAUAUCGAUCAAUUCAAAAGGUUGCAGUACACUUUAAAGGAAAAAAGAAGAAAAUAUUUGCAUGCUUUAAAGAAGGAAAAAGAAACUUUAUGUAGUAUUCAUGACCAAGCCAAGGAUACGGUUAAAGAAAAAAAAAUUUAUGCAAAGCUUAAGGCUUUAAAUAGUUAUCACAGGCGAAGUGGGGUAGAAGCUAUUCUGUAUAAAAAGUCAUUGGAAAGACGUGCUCAAGUAACGGAAGGCUCCGUACAAAAAACGCCAAGCGUACAGAAAUGUAUAUUUACCGAAGGUGGAGUGAAAUGUGGAGAACGAACUUUACCUUCGUCCAAAUACUGUCGCAAACAUAUACUAAAGGAUCAAAAUCAAGUACUAUUUAAAGCGUGUGGAGCUGUAGAAGCAGACAUGGAGUGUCAUGAACCAAUACCUGUAAUCUUUGAUACAAAUUGUGUAUUUCAUUCUCGGUUACCGCACGAAUUAAAAUUAAAACCUAUGAAGUUCAAAGAAGAAAAACCAGAAACUCAGGACCACAUGAUAAAUAAUUUAGGCUUAGAAAUCGACGUUGUUGGUGAUAAUCAAGAGAUUGAUCCCGAUGAUGACAUGGCCGGCAUAAUGCGUGAAAUGAAUGAUGUUGUAAAUAAGAAAUCGAAUUUUAAUGAAAGUAUUAAUAGCGAGGCGAGCACAGACACAGCGUUUAGUCUCACUGCACAAAUGAGCGAUAGGGAUGAUCUUAUAUCAAUAUGAAAAUAAUAAAAAGAGCGGU